CGCUCUGCAUCAUGGCUCUCUGCGGCUUCCUGAGUCCCGGCUCCAGGGUCUACACCGCCGUCUCUCUGAUGCUCGGGGUGCUGGUCUCGGGGAACCCCCCUAGCCGGCUCACAGCACAGGGGUCGUUGGCCUCUCCGAUGGACCCGAGGUUUGACUCUGUGGACUACAAGAACGUCUUCCGCUGGAGCGCACCAGACAACGCCACGCUCACCUACUCAGUCCAGUGGAAGAUCUAUGGGGACUCCCAGUGGGUGCAGGUGAAGGGCUGUCAGGGGAUCCAGAGUCUCCAGUGUGACCUGAGCAGGGUGACCUCCGACUCCAGGGAGUGGUACUAUGCCCGGGUGCACGCCUCCUCCACCCUCCUGGCCAGCCGCUCAGCCUGGGCACUCUCGCGCCGCUUCAGCCCGAGCUGGGACACAAAAAUCAGCCCGCCAACAUUAAACCUGACGAUGACAGCACAGGGCCUUGUGGUCCGCCUGAUCCCUCCUCCUGCCCUGGUGAGGAAGCUGCACAAGAAGCUCUGCUGCAGAGUCCAUCUCCGACACAGCAGCGGCGAGGAGGACAGGAUUGAGAUGAAGUCUUGUAAGAAGGAGUUGGUCCUGGACUACCUGAGAGCAGGCACCGAGUACUGCCUCCAGGCCCAGUGUGUGGUGUGUCUGCGGGGCAAGAGCAGUGCCCCCACGCCCUCCUUAUGCAUCACUACUCUGCAGCAUGCAGCCGCCAGCCUCUUCACUCCUUCAGAUCCUGAUCCCUAGCUGAGCUGUUGGAGGAUACGAGAAGGAUCUGAACCCACACCUCUGUGGAUUCAGUCCUCACUUCCAGCUUCAGGCUGACGGCGGCCGGCGCAGAAUGGAAGAAGACGACUCACAUUAAAUAUUUCAAGCUUUAUUCUUAAUGAUUCAUGUAACAUUCUGUUAAAAAACGGACCUGGUGCAAAUGUCUGAAACUGUACACAAAUCAUCAGCUAUUUGCUCCAGAAUAAAGUUUUUUUUUAUUUCUUAAAACUCACAAUAUGACUAAGCAUCGUUUUCUCAGGCAAUAUAAAUUAUUCAAUCUUGUAAACAAAACACAAGGGUCAAAUCUAAGUCCUGAUUUACACUUUAUUAACAUUGUUCAAUACUCUCUUAUUUUGAUCAAUCAGGAGUGAAAAAUAACCAAUACUGUUGUGAUAACAAAAAUAAAAGAUUUACAUCAAACAGAACAAAUUAAAAAACAGAUCACGUCCCGCACUUUGUUCAUUAUGUCCUUCCGACGUCUCGGGGAAUAAUCACAGAGGAGCAGUGUGUAGGGUGUCAUCAGACGAGCUGAGGUCAUAUUCAGAUCUCUUUAAAAAUAUAUAUAUGUCAUCUAUAUAAGCAGCUGGUUUUUCACGUAGUGGUUUUGGUCAAAUACAUGAGACUGAGAGAGCCCUUGUUCAAAAACAUUGUGCUCGAUUGAAGAUAUGUUCUCCACUGUUAAGACAUCGGGGGGGUAUGCAUAGAGCAGUCCUGCUCAGCUCAGACUAACCUUCAGUAAUAGCAGUGCGUAGAACUCUGAGAUAGUGGUAGGCUAGUUAUGUUGUUAUGCGUCUCUUAUUGGCUGGCUGCUGAAGCCCUGAAAUCCUAGCUUUGCGAUACAAAAUCAUGUUACAGUAUGAUGAAAUGCGGUGCUUCAUGAAGUACAUCAAUAAGGCGACGGUGUUUCUGAGAAUUGGUCUUGUCGAAUAAAAACC
Gadus chalcogrammus (walleye pollock) is the source of this 1711-nucleotide messenger RNA. Its product is annotated as interleukin-22 receptor subunit alpha-2-like. The transcript is spliced from 6 exons. The coding region runs from base 12 to 755 and encodes 247 amino acids. Gene Ontology annotation, molecular function: protein binding. Lineage: Eukaryota; Metazoa; Chordata; Actinopteri; Gadiformes; Gadidae. The record is from RefSeq and is a predicted model, not a curated record.